This is a messenger RNA of Dicrocoelium dendriticum, 3488 nucleotides long. Lineage: Eukaryota; Metazoa; Platyhelminthes; Trematoda; Plagiorchiida; Dicrocoeliidae. The record is from the annotation of a GenBank genome assembly.
CGCCAAUCGGGUGAAAGCUGCUGUUGGCCGUGUCUGUGAUCGGCGUGAUUGGUCACGUGGCUAGACAGGUGAUUGGGUUUCGGCACACACAGGCUGCGUCGCUUUCACGCGCCAAGGUCGUUGGAGGUGGCGGACGCAUCAACCCGGUUCGUGGUCGAUGAACAGUGUCCUUGAUUGCGCUAGCUACCGAGUGGAUUACGUCGGCUGUGGUGUCUGCUGCGGACGUAGGUUGCCAACCCCAUGAAAGAGAUCAAUCUGGCGUCUUUGGACAGUUCCAGUCAAGCUAGUCUCAUUAUCCCACACUCCACUCUCGCCCGACAAGCUAGCCUACACACAUCUUACGGGUCUCCACAGACUACGAUUCAUAGCCCUGGAGGGGCACCAAUCCACAAUCAAUGUCACUAUCGGUUGCGCACAGCGUUGCUCGACUCAUGCGGUCAACACAAUUCUACUCAUGUGGUCCACACACUGGGCGAUCGAAACGAUUUCGUCCACAACUCACAAGACUGUGUUCCAGCACUGGCCAAAUGGAUAUUUGUCAACCCCGGAAGGACUGAGUGUUCAACUACCCUUGCAACUUUAUCCCAUUUAAGCGCCAAUUUGUCUCACACUCAAACCGUCUCGCCGUCUGACUUGAAGAGCGUUUCUUCAACCUCAGCUUCCUCGUUAGAUAUGGUUGAGUCGGUUGUCAGGUCAUCAGCGGCGCUUCACUUGGGCGGAUCGUCAUUGUCGUCAUGUGUUACCACAGGGCCUCUAGCUGCGUCACAGAUCCAACCCUUGUCCAGUGAGAUUUUUCCUUACUCCAAUUGCGCGUACGUAAACUCCCAGAGUCAACCACAAUCAUCAGAAGUUCGUCUUAGACGAGCCUCUCUCCCUGUGAGCCCGUGUCGACUUCCAAUGAAGAAACGGAAAUUCGACUGGAGUCGCAUAAACGCGACAUCGGACGAGUCGAAUCAGGCUGCUAUCCCGCCCAACUCCAUCGUACGCUCCUACUCCGCUUCUCCGUCCUGCGCUUUCGAUUCACCACCUUGCGAUUUCCCAGCUGAUUGUGCCCACCUUUCCCCUGUUCCUAAUUAUCAGCUCUGUUCUCCUCAGGUCCACGGCAUACAUGAUCCAAAGACUAUCAGCUGUACGUUCGGAGUGUCGCCGGUAUUGCCCCCAUCUUCCCUGGCAUAUUCUACCCAAGAUUGUCGUGCACACAACAUUCCUGCCUGUCCAACGCAACUGGUGUUCCCUGUGAACCAAGAUGAUAUUCUGGACACCACUGGCCAAGUGAAGCAAAUGCAUGGCAUACAAAUGCGCUCAUCGAGCAGCAGCAACCACAACAGUACAAGCAACCACGACAAGCGCCGUUUGGUCCACAUCGAUGCCGAGUUGAACUCCGAGGAGCGCACACCGACUGUGAAGCACACCAAAUCCAAACUUUGUCUGCUAGUCCGCAGCCUAACUUCCUCAUCCAACACAGCAAGUACUUGCACGGAUACAGAGCGCUUACAACCCACUUGCUCAGAUCAGCCUCACACUGUAAAACAAGCACAAAUCUACUCUUCUUUCCCUGUAAGUUCAAGUGCCAACCUAUCCGCGACCCUGUCUCUAACGUGCACCGAACGGAGCUCUGUCGAACCCCCCUCUACCCAGUCCGACACGUGCACAAAUAGGUUUCACCAGGAAACACAGGCAUUCCCGUUGCUUGCUACUUCGUCAUCUGCACUGGAUACUCGCUCACAAUCCACCCUCAUCCAUUCCAUCCACCAUGGACCUCAUGUGCGUGUUAGGACGUCUACCACGAAUGAGGGGAGCACUUUAGCCUUGAAUCUUGGUCACCUGUCAUCGGCUUCUUCUGCUUUCGGUGUCACUAUACAUACUCAUCAAAGUGCUCCACAGGAUACGAAGACGUCACCGUUCGAGCAUAUCUCCAGUCCGAACAGUGCGGUACGGCAGUCGCUUACUGAGCUGCAUGCCCUUCAGAAGAAUUCUUCUGACAUAAUUGCUCACCUUAACAGUACUCUCGUUGCCACGUCAUCGGUGAUGGAAGUCACAUCGCGAAAGCCGUUGUCGGCGCCAUCACAGCCAGAAACACCAACACCCAUGGCCCAUGUUGCACUGUCUGCAGCUGGAGCUAAGGCACCGUCACUGGAACAAACUUCAGUUGCCUUCUCGUUGCAUGCAGCAUCAGCAACGAAUGCCUUUCUCCAUUCGAACAAAUCACACGAUCAGGGACACAAACAUUCUGAAGACUUACCAUCGAACGCGCGAAUUCUCAUGACAUUCUCUCCAACUACGGGACACACCACUAACUUCCCGUUUAAACAAUCUGAUGAGAUAUCUGCUGAUGUAAAUCGACCGCUUACCCUGAACUCUGAACUCAAUACUAGUUCCUUUAUGCGUUCUUUGAACGGAUCGAAGUCUGGAUUCCCCUUGCUUUUGGUAUCCGCGUCCUCUUCUGCUGGAGCCGCGGCGUUAGCUGCUGCCGCUGCUUUAGCUUCGGGAGCACCACCGACCAGCCUUGUCCCCGUGCCUGUACAGUUAAUCACGUAUAUUCCUCAGACAACACGAAGUGCUCCACAGUCUCUUCCGUCACCUAGUGCAAAUCCGAAGGAGACGACGAACGAUCACCCUCUCAAUCAGCGUCUGGUCUUCUCACUUUGCAACCCUUAAAUCCACCGAUGAAUAAGCAUUCCCAGGGCCGGUCUCAUCCAAGGCUGUACAGGGAAUCACCGUUACACAACAGUCAUUUAGGAGCUGUGUGCGUCAACGUUGCUCCUCCUGACGUCACUGCUGUCUUUGCGGUUUCCUUGUCUCAUCCAGGAGCGUAGGAUAUUCCUAGUCUCAUUUUGACGUCUUUUGACUUUGUUGAUUUGGUUGAUUUUGUCUGCGUCCUCCUUCUCUUUGCUUGAGUAAAGAUGUAUCGGUCACUUCGCUUCGUUCAGGCUGCGUUUGAGGCAUGUCCACAUUAGGUUCCAAAUAGAACCGUUUGUAUGUGACAGAGUUUUUGGUUACUACACAGUAUCUCCUAACAUGUUCUUGUUCAUUGGUCUCUCUCGGGGUUUUUCUCUCCUCACUAGGUUGUCUGUUUUAAACAGGUGUCAUCUCACGGCACCUUGUAUAAUAUCCGUGCUUAUUCGUAUGCUUUGGACCGCUACUAUUUUACCCAUUUCCGUUUGCGUAGUGCAUCCUUGUUGUAUUUUGUGCAAUUAUGUCGUCUCCCCACCCUUUGUCCACUUUCCAUCUCUGACACGCGCUCUACACACACUAGAUGCAUUCAGCCUGCUCUUCAUGGACGACGAUGACACUGGCCAUGAAAAUGAACAUAGUAACACGUUGUAUGUGUUCGCUCUCCUCACCGCCGUAUUUUUACGUCACUGCGUCUCUCGCUUUCUUUGAAUCUCUCUAGUCAAUUGCAUUUCGCCUCUUUGCUGUCUGUUGACACAAUCCUCACUCGUAUUCGUCAUCGCACCGCUGCUGACUUAAAUAAAUGGCUGAAUACA